Ailuropoda melanoleuca (giant panda) is the source of this 552-nucleotide messenger RNA. It is a transcript of the gene BRI3, whose product is annotated as brain protein I3. Lineage: Eukaryota; Metazoa; Chordata; Mammalia; Carnivora; Ursidae. The transcript has 3 exons. The record is from RefSeq and is a predicted model, not a curated record. Bases 16 to 273 code for a protein of 85 amino acids.
UUCCUGAAGCUCGCCAUGACAACGGUGCAAGCCGCAGGGAUACCCACCCACCACCCCAGGGUCUACAACAUUCACAGUCGAAAUGUCACCAGGUACCCUGCCAAUUCCAUCGUUGUCGUUGGAGGCUGCCCAGUCUGCAGAGUCGGGGUUCUGGAGGACUCCUUCACCUUCCUGGGCAUCUUCUUGGCCAUCAUCUUGUUCCCGUUUGGGUUCAUCUGCUGUUUUGCCUUGAGGAAGCGAAGAUGCCCCAACUGUGGAGCCAACUUCACUUAAAGGGACACCACCUCUGGCUUUCCUACAUCCAGCUGUCUUUUUCUAAUGUAAAUGUCGUGUACAGUAGCUUUAUUUGAUUAAGCUUUCAGGACUGUUUUGUAAAGCGAGGUGGGAUAGACGGCAUGAGCUGCGGUUUCGUGGGCGCAGGGGUCACAGCGUGGGGACACAGCAGCACUGCUCCGGGGUGAAAGCUCAAUAAAGCACUGCUUUUAUUUUUUGCAGUCUUCAAUUUGAGAAAGGUGAGAAAUACUGUUUUAAAUAAAUGAGAUUCAUACCAUU